This is a messenger RNA of Cebus imitator (Panamanian white-faced capuchin), 2521 nucleotides long. It is a transcript of the gene KLRB1, whose product is annotated as killer cell lectin like receptor B1. The coding region runs from base 768 to 1418 and encodes 216 amino acids. The record is from RefSeq and is a predicted model, not a curated record. The transcript is spliced from 6 exons. NCBI's taxonomy places the organism in Eukaryota, Metazoa, Chordata, Mammalia, Primates, Cebidae.
UGUUUUUUUUUUUUAACCUGUAUUGUGAGAAUGUUAGACUUGGAGGCACCUAAGAUCUUGCUCUAAGUUUCUACACCUGAAAAUCUUUGAAAGAGAUAAAAAUUCCAUAUACUCCACUUCCUGUAACUCUGGCAGUUUCCAAAUACUUUUAGUCAUGUGGAAAUGCUAUCAUAUCCAAGAGCGCCUUUAAAGCUAAGCUAAGGGUAGGCCGUUGAUCUUUAGCACACUGCUUUUUCUGUUGUUUUAUUCAGGGGGCUUUCUCAAGAUUUAUGUUCCCGUUUUUUACAUUUCACAACUUUCUUUGGAGCACAGGUAUUUCAGGAAGAUUUUAGAGCUUUUGAAUAGCAUUAUGGACUUUUUUUGCAUUAAUUUUUACUUUUACAAAAUUGCAUCAAAUAUUAUUUAUGUUAAUGACUGAGUUUUAUGGGGCCCUUAAUUGGAACUCUAGGUGAUUGCCUCAUUUGCUUCGCUCUGGUUCUGGCCCUGAGAGGGGAACACAGAAGGGAUGGCUGGAAAAACGAGAACAAACGAGCCUCCCGGAAUUUUGUCAAGCAACAGGCCAAUUAAUUAAGGAAAGUAGAUGUUACAUAGCUAGGUACAAUGAACGUGCAGUAAGUGGAUUGUCUCAGUAAUUUAGAGAGAAACCCCCCAAUAGAAGCGUAGGUAGGUGGGGACAAAAGAGAGACAACAAAGUACUACAAGUAGAGCACUUCCUUUUUCAGAUUUUGCCUCACGGAAUUGAGAGUUUGUUCUUAUACACAAGUCUAAUGCCCCCUUCCUCUUCUGCAAUGGACCAGGUGGUGUAUGCUGAUUUAAACUUACCCAGGGACUCAGGCCCAGAAAGUUCUUCACCUUCAUCUCUUCCUCGGGAUGUCUGUCAGGGUUCACCUUGGCACCAAUUUGCCCUGAAACUUAGCUGUGCUGGGAUUAUUCUUCUUGCCUUGGUUGUUACUGGGUUGAGUGUUUCAGUGACAUCGUUAAUACGGAAAUCAUCAAUAGAAAAAUGCAGUGUGGACAUUCAACAGAACAUGAGUAAAACAACAGAGAGACUGAGUCUCUUAAACUGCCCAAUAUCUUGGAAGAAAGUCGGAGAGAAAUGUUUGUUACUUUCUGACACUGUCAACCCUUGGAAUAACAGUCUAGCUGACUGUUCCACAAAAGAAUCCCGUUUGCUGCUUAUUCAAGAUAAGGAAGAAUUGAGACUCACACAGAAGCUGAUACAUGACAAAGCCAUUCCAUUUUGGAUUGGAUUAAACUUUUCGUUACCAGAGAAGAAAUGGAAGUGGAUAAAUGACUCUUUUUUAAAUUCUGAUGAGACUAUUGUGGGGGCUACAGGAGACCAUGUUGGAGAGCUGGGCAGAUGUCUCAUCAAGGAAGGCCUGCAAAACCAGAGGGCCUUUCGGAAAAGGAAUUGUUGACUUGGCUAGAUUGGCAUUUAAAAAAUUACCCUGACACUUGAAGAAAGAAUUAAAAGGGUGGAAGAGAUAAAAUGUAAGGAACUUCUGCAGUAGCCCAGUUGAAAGAAAUUCUUGGUUUGACUAGAAGGUUGGGCGGUAGGAAGAAUCAGAUAAGCAGCCCCAAGACACUGCAUGAAGUCAUUGAACAAAGGACUAAAAACAGCUGUGACGGAGCGCUGCACGCUGCCACCACCUCAUCCGCUUGGGACAAAUGGGAGAGUCUUGAAUUCAUGCCAUCUUUGCAAUGUAGUCCUAAUACAGCCUGUCCAUUGUUUGAAUUAUAUUGCCACCUACCACCUGCAGUGAGCCGCGGGACUCAUGCCUGUUUGAAACUAAUAUUAUGCUGCAGCAGACACCCAUUGACCUCUGUUUGGAAUGAGAAUGAAAGGAACCUCUGACUACAUGACUAUGAACUGAGCCACUUUUUCUCACUGCUUCCAAAUUCUAUAGACCCUGAAUAUCCAUCAUGCCUUUAGAUAUUUAUCAUAUUUACAGAGCACAUACUUUGGAAGCAUUGCCACGUUUUCAUAUUUCGUCUCCAUGCCUCUCCUAAAUAUUAGGUGGUUAUAGUAUAAAUAUUUAAAAAAAACUGUGGCUCAGUGAAGUUAAGAGAUUUUUUUUAAUGUGACCUGUUAGUAGUACACUAAGAAGACUGAAUUCCCAGCUUCCAAACUUUCUUUCUUUUUUGAUGUAAUUGUGCAGGUUCUUGUUAAAGGAUUCUUUUCCAAUGAAGAUAAACUUGAAUGUUUCAGAGAUUUACAUUAGCUCUAUCUUACAAGUUCACGCCAUUAUAUUUGUGACUGUGUACUUUCUCUGCUUAAUAAUUUAUCAUUCCACUGCUUCCUGAGAGUCCUAGGAAACAAUGACUAUGUGAAUAGCUAUGAGAAAAUCCUAAACACUAAGGCAGACUUUUCUUUUGCUCCACAGAUUAAAAAUUACAGGUGACACUAAAGAAAACAGCUGUGUUUACAUUUCACAGACAUCUGUGUUUUCUGAGGACUGUAGUACAGAAAACAAAUGGAUCUGCCAGAAAGAACUAACACCUGUGAGAAAUGAAGUGUAUC